Rhopalosiphum padi (bird cherry-oat aphid) is the source of this 2957-nucleotide messenger RNA. RefSeq names its product endoplasmic reticulum resident protein 44 (gene ERp44). The transcript has 7 exons. The coding region runs from base 240 to 1469 and encodes 409 amino acids. The record is from RefSeq and is a predicted model, not a curated record. NCBI's taxonomy places the organism in Eukaryota, Metazoa, Arthropoda, Insecta, Hemiptera, Aphididae.
AAUAGUUUUUGUGAUAUCUUCAAAUUUUAUUCCUAAAGCUAAAAUCAUUUGACAUAUUCUAUUAUUCUCUAAAUUCGUCAUCCGUAGUGCAUUGGUCGCAAUUCACCAUCCAGUAGAAGUCUUGUUAUCGUAAUUUCCACAGUCAAUACUUCACAAGAAAUUGAGUUUAUGCUCUUGCAAAAGAAAUAAAGAUUUAGUCCAUACCCUGAUGUUACCUCAAGCAUAGUUUUCAAAAUACCAUGAAUCAAAAUUAUUGGAAAAUAUUCGCUAAUAAAUUGUUCCUGCUCUUUUUUUCUUCAACUAUUCUGUUCUACAAUCCAGUAACCAGUAAUGCUGUAAAACUCAACAGCCAGAAUGUUGACAUGACAUUGGCAUCCAAUGAAUUAGUUAUAAUAAACUUCUAUGCCGAUUGGUGUCGGUUUAGUGGUAUUCUUACUCCAAUCUUUGAUGAAGCUGCUGCAAAAGUUUCUGAACUUUACCCAGACUAUGGUAAAGUUGUAUUGGGGAAAGUAGACUGUGAUAGUGAAACUUCCAUUGCAUCAAGAUUUCAAAUUACUAAAUAUCCUACUAUAAAAGUAUUAAUAAAUGGACAACCAGCUAAAAGAGAAUAUAGAGGUAAGCGAUCAGUUGAAGCUUUUGUGUCUUUUGUACAAAAACAACUUGAAGAUCCCAUACAAGAAGUGUCGAGCUUGUUUGCUGCGGCUGAUGUGAAGUCAAGAGUUGUAAUUGGAUACUUUGAAAACAAAGAAUCUCAAGAAUAUCAAAUAUUUAGAAAAGUGGCAACAAAUCUCAAAGAUGAUUGUCUUUUUUAUGCUGGAGUUGGUGAAGCAUUCCGUGCUAUGCAUCCGCCCAACGAAACGAUAAUAGAAUUCAGACCUGAUCGGGCAUCUCCCAAAUCUGAACAUCAUACUUUCACAGGAAAUUCAGCCGAUUAUGAUUCAUUAAAUAUAUGGGCAACAGACAAUUGCUUACCAUUAGUACGUGAAAUAACGUUUGAGAAUGCUGAAGAAAUCACAGAAGAAGGAUUACCAUUCUUAUUAUUUUUCUAUCAUCCUAAUGAUUUGGAGUCAAUUAAGCUCUUCAAAGAAAUUGUUGGCACUCAUUUAGUACAUGAGAAACAACGGGUAAACUUUUUGACAGCUGAUGGCGUUAAGUUUGCUCAUCCAUUACAGCACCUGGGGAAACGACAUACUGACUUACCUGUCGUCGUUAUUGACAGUUUCAAGCACAUGUAUCAGUUCCCAUCAAGAAGCGAUUACAAAAACCACGAGCAUCUAAAAACAUUCAUUGAUGAUCUGUACUCUGGUAAAUUACAUAGAGAGUACCAUUUAGGUCCUCAGGAAAUUUCUGCCAUAGAAAUAGUCCAUGGUGAUAACCAACCUGCUGAACAGACAAUGCCACCUGAAUCUACUUUUAAGAAACUGGCACCAUCUAAGAAUCGUUACACAUUAUUAAAAGAAGAAUUAUAGCUUAACGAUACUAUGUGGCAUAUCGAAUUAUAACUGCCCUACAUAGUUUCUACUAUUAAGUUAUUGAAUUUAUUUCCCAUGUGAAUCAUUUUAUUUUAUUUUUGUUCGUAUUUUAAAAUUUACCAUUUACUUUAUUAUUAUUGUUUUCCCUCCAAUUUUUUGUCCGUAUCUCAUUCAGAUUGUUCCAUUUUUAUCAUAUUGUAAUAUUUUGAUUAUCAUCAUAAGGUGCUGGUAUCCAUUCAAAUUAUAUUAUUAUGUGUACAUAAUUUAUUGACUAUUUAAAUGUCAUUCUAUAUUUUUAGGAUAAUAUCUGUUAUUUUGCCAUGUCAAUGCCUAUGCACAAUUAGCAAUUAAGAGAAUAACACUGUUAUACUAAAUUAGAUAUUAGCCUGUAUUUUUAAAGUAUUUUUUCUGAAAUCUCUGAGCGCUUUAUUUUAUGACUUUGAAUACUCAUUUUGUAUUAUAUUAUAUGUUAUAUAUUGUAUGCUGGGAGACAAAAUUAUGUUAAAAUAAUUUUUACAUAAUACUGGUUUGGUAUAACAAAAGUGUAUUCAUUUGGCAGAACUGAUAUAACUUUAGAUUCCAUUAAUGCACUGUGGUCAAAACAAAAUCCAUUUAUUAAUUUUUCCGUCUAGGAAAUUAUAAUUAAAUACUAGUACUUGUAAUUACUAAUUAUUAUAAAAUAACUGUAUUCUAGACGCACAUACACACACACACACACACAUAUAUAUAUUUAUAUAAAAGAUAAUUGAAUGCUGAAAUUAUUAUAACUGUGUAGCAGCAUGCAUCACAUCUCUAUUUUGAUAAUCAUUGGUAUAUAUUUAUAUAAGUAUGUAAGGUGAAUUACUGAGCGCUUAUGUUUGGUGUAUUGCCUAAACAUUUCUUAAAUAAAUUAUAAAUACACACAUAUAAUGAAGACUUAUAACCGCUAUUUAAUAAUAUAAUUAUUGUAAAAUAAUAAAUUUAAAUUAUUUAAUUUUUAACAGAAUAUUAAUAUUUUAUAACUUUGUACAAUACAAUUGUUUUUCAAAAUAGAUAUUAUUUUCGAUACAAAGUUAUCAAUUGUAAAAAAUAAAAUAAUAUAAUAUUAAUGAAAAAUUGUUUUCCAAUUACAUUGUAAUUACUAAUUAUCAUGUAAUACCCUUACGUUAGUUACAUUUCGUAUAAUUUAGUUUUUAUUUUUCAAUGUAUCUUUGUAUUAUAUCCAUAAAAAAAUUUGUCACGGCAGGAAACCAAUCAUGAUAAGUAAACACAUCACACAUGCAAAUACAUUGCAUCCUGAAGGCUUGUACCGGUGUUUAAGGUCAAGCCUUUUCUUGUCAUAGUAUUAUGUCAAUGUUUGAGCUGUCUCCAGUGGGUGCAAUUACUUUUUUUUAAUAACAAUAAUAGGGCUGGAGAUACCUAUUUUUAAGCAGACCCAUUUUGUUUUUUAUUGUCUGUCCGUUUCUUUAUUAUAGUAAAAAUAAAAAUACAUAUAUUUUAUGUUAA